Messenger RNA from Amorphotheca resinae ATCC 22711, 404 nucleotides. RefSeq lists its product as hypothetical. NCBI's taxonomy places the organism in Eukaryota, Fungi, Ascomycota, Leotiomycetes, Helotiales, Amorphothecaceae. The record is from RefSeq and is a predicted model, not a curated record. The coding region runs from base 133 to 357 and encodes 74 amino acids. The transcript has a single exon.
GUCCUACGAUGGCGCCUUAAUAUAUCAUCGCCCAGCUUCCUCCCUUCCAACGGUCUGUCCCUCCCAAACUCUUCACUUCAUCCAUCCUCUCUAGUCAUUAUCGUUAUCGUCUCCCUCUACAGCUCAACCAAUAUGCGGUGUCCUCAACCAGCUGAUUGCCCAUCCGAUGACGGCGACCGGUCGGAUAUUGGGAGCUGCUUAGAUUCGGACAACAAUUCAACAGAACUUGAUACUGAUUUCGAGGAAGAUGACGAGGCAGACUUUCCGUUGCUCCUCGACGAGGACGAAGACAGCCCUUUAGAAUACUACCAUAAUGAAGAGGAUGAGGGGUAUCGGUUUUAUUUUCCCUACCGAUAAUGAUUGGAAUUUAUGUGGCUCUCGUCGGAAUUUGUUCCAUUUUCUCU